Messenger RNA from Arachis stenosperma, 2142 nucleotides. RefSeq lists its product as uncharacterized. The transcript is spliced from 6 exons. Bases 1 to 1998 code for a protein of 665 amino acids. NCBI's taxonomy places the organism in Eukaryota, Viridiplantae, Streptophyta, Magnoliopsida, Fabales, Fabaceae. Gene Ontology annotation, molecular function: chitinase activity; chitin binding. Gene Ontology annotation, biological process: chitin catabolic process; cell wall macromolecule catabolic process; defense response to fungus. The record is from RefSeq and is a predicted model, not a curated record.
AUGGGAAACACCAAAUUACCUUAUUUUAUGCUAAGCCUCUUAAUAUUAUUGCAUGGUGCAAAAGCAGAACAAUGUGGUAGACAAGCAAAUGGAGCAUUAUGCCCAAACAGUUUAUGUUGUAGCCAAUGGGGUUGGUGUGGUACCACAGACCCUUAUUGUGGUUCUGGUUGCCAAAGCCAAUGCAAAGGUUCAACACCUUCAAAUCCAUCACCACCACCUCCGCCACCAACACCUAUUGGUGGUGGUGGUGGUGGUGGCGGCAGCAGCGGCGAUGUUGCUAAUAUACUUACUUCUUCUAUGUUUGAUCAGAUGCUUAAGCACCGGAAUGAUCCUAGCUGUCCAGCGAAUGGAUUCUAUACCUAUGAUGCCUUCAUUGCCGCCGCUGACACUUUCGUUGGUUUUGGCACCACCGGUGACGACGCCACCCGCAAGAGGGAGAUUGCUGCUUUCUUGGGUCAAACUUCUCAUGAAACCACAGGAGGGUGGCCAAGUGCACCUGAUGGGCCAUAUGCAUGGGGAUAUUGCUUUCUUAGCGAAGUUGGCGCCACAGCAGAUUAUUGUGUUGCCUCCGACCAGUGGCCUUGUUCUCCCGGUAAAAAAUAUUAUGGAAGAGGACCAAUCCAAAUCUCUUACAAUUACAACUAUGGUCCAGCGGGUAAAGCUAUAGGAGUUGAUCUUCUUAACAAUCCUGAUCUUGUAGCCACAAAUCCAACCGUGUCAUUCCAAACAGCAUUAUGGUUUUGGAUGACACCGCAAGGGAGUAAACCAUCCUGUCAUGAUGUCAUCACCGGAAAAUGGACGCCGUCUGAUGCUGACAAGUCGGCCGGCCGAGUUUCCGGUUUUGGUGUGAUCACUAACAUAAUCAAUGGUGGAAUUGAAUGCGGACACGGGUCGGAUUCUCGGGUCCAAGAUCGGAUCGGUUUCUAUCAAAGGUAUUGUCAGAUGUUGGGAGUGAGCCCUGGAGACAACUUGGAUUGUGGCAACCAACGGUCAUUUAACAAGAAAAUAAUGGGAAACACCAAAUUACCUUAUUUUAUGCUAAGCCUCAUAAUAUUAUUAGUGUGUUUGUUGCAUGGUGCAAAAGCAGAACAAUGUGGUAAACAAGCAAAUGGAGCAUUAUGCCCAAACAGUUUAUGUUGUAGCCAAUUUGGUUGGUGUGGUACCACAGACCCUUAUUGUUUAGCUGGUUGCCAAAGCCAAUGCAAAGGUUCAACACCAACACCUUCAACUCCGACACCAACACCUAGUGGUGGUGGCAGCGGCGGCGAUGUUGCAAACAUAAUUACUUCUUCCGUGUUUGAUCAAAUGCUUAAGUACCGGAAUGAUCCAAGGUGUAAGGGGAAUGGAUUCUACUCCUAUGAUGCCUUUAUUGCCGCCGCUCGCUCUUUCGGUGGUUUUGGCACCACCGGUGAUGAUGCCACCCGCAAGAGGGAGAUUGCUGCUUUCUUGGCUCAAACUUCUCAUGAAACCACAGGAGGGUGGUCAAGUGCACCUGAUGGGCCAUAUGCGUGGGGUUAUUGCUUUCUCAGUGAAAUUGGCGCCACAGCAGAUUAUUGUGUUGCCUCCCAACAGUGGCCUUGCUCUCCCGGUAAAAAAUAUUAUGGCAGAGGACCAAUCCAAAUCUCUUACAAUUACAACUAUGGUCCAGCCGGUAAAACUAUAGGAAUUGAUCUAUUGAACAAUCCUGAUCUUGUAACUACAAAUCCAACUGUGUCAUUCAAAACAGCCAUAUGGUUUUGGAUGACACCACAAGGAAAUAAGCCAUCAAGUCAUGAUGUCAUCACCGGAAGGUGGACGCCGUCUAAUGCUGACAGGUCGGCCGGCCGAGUCCCCGGUUAUGGUGUGGUCACUAACAUUAUCAAUGGUGGAAUUGAAUGUGGACACGGGUCGGACUCUCGUGUCCAAGAUCGGAUCGGUUUCUAUCAAAGGUAUUGCCAAAUGUUGGGAGUGAGCCCUGGAGACAACUUGGAUUGUGGCAACCAAAAGUCAUUUGCUUAGGCAAAUUACUUGGCUUGCUCAUGAUUUUCAAUAAGGAAUAUGUUGUAAUAAGGGGAUUAUUAUAGUGAUCCUAUGUGUAACAACAAUGCAAGUUUCUUGCUAAAGAAGAAACAAAUUGAUGGUUAUAAUUAUAUAAUUAAAUAA